CAACCACAGUCGAUUAAUCUAGACCAUGAUCGGUUCGUUGCAGCCCAGACUUCGGCCCUCACACUUUUAUUUUGAAAGACGUAACCGGAAGCCGUGUGCUCCCCAGCUUGACCGUGGUCCCUCCUCAGCAUCACCGCAUCAUCCGCCGUCCUCUCCCUCAACACGGGACCGAAAACUGACCGAAGGAUCCGGGAUAAUGGACGACGUCCCUCCGAUCAUCAACAUCUCCAUCUCCCUGCGGAUCCAGCCCAAUGAGGGGCCCGUGUUCUUCAAGGUGGACGGGACCCGGUUUGGACAGAGCAGGACCAUCAAACUGCUCACAGGCUCCAAAUACAAGAUCGAGGUGAUGCUGAAGCCUGGAAACGUCGAGGCCACCAACAUGAACAUCGGAGGCAUCAUCUUCCCUCUGGAGCAGCAGUCCAGGGACGAGGAGUCGGUGGUUUACCACGGCCAGUACGACACCGAGGGCGUCCCGCACACCAAGAGCGGAGACCGGCAACCUGUCCAAGUCAGCAUGGAGUUCAACAAAGCGGGGACGUUUGAGACGGUCUGGCAGGCGAAAUACUACAAUUACUACAAGAGGGAGCACUGCCAGUUCGGCAACAAAUUCAGCAGCAUCGAGUACGAGUGCAAGCCCAACGAGACGCGGACCCUCAUGUGGAUCAACAAGGAGGCCUUCAACUGAGUCCGCUCGUCCUCCCACCGCCCCCACACCAAAUAC
Epinephelus moara (kelp grouper) is the source of this 721-nucleotide messenger RNA. RefSeq names its product cannabinoid receptor interacting protein 1a (gene cnrip1a). Gene Ontology annotation, molecular function: type 1 cannabinoid receptor binding. Gene Ontology annotation, cellular component: plasma membrane. Gene Ontology annotation, biological process: negative regulation of signaling receptor activity. The transcript is spliced from 3 exons. NCBI's taxonomy places the organism in Eukaryota, Metazoa, Chordata, Actinopteri, Perciformes, Serranidae. The record is from RefSeq and is a predicted model, not a curated record. The coding region runs from base 26 to 685 and encodes 219 amino acids.